This is a messenger RNA of Mauremys mutica (yellowpond turtle), 1167 nucleotides long. Its product is annotated as lysozyme g-like. Bases 102 to 716 code for a protein of 204 amino acids. Gene Ontology annotation, biological process: defense response to Gram-positive bacterium; peptidoglycan catabolic process. Lineage: Eukaryota; Metazoa; Chordata; Testudines; Geoemydidae. Gene Ontology annotation, molecular function: lysozyme activity. The record is from RefSeq and is a predicted model, not a curated record. Gene Ontology annotation, cellular component: extracellular region. The transcript has 6 exons.
AUAAAGCUCCUCAAAACAUCCAUCUUCUAGGAGAAGGGAAGCUGAAGACAGACCUGGAUUUAUUUUCCGACUCUCUUGGGUGCUUGAGAAGAACCGUCCCCAUGCAACUAACGCUGAUGAUUCUGGGCCUUGCUGCCCUUUUUGGUACUUCUGAGAGUCAGACUGGAUGCUUUGGUAACAUAAACAACAUUGAUACCACUGGGGCUUCCUGUAAAACUGCAGGACAAGAAGGUUUAGAUUACUGUGGACGUCCUGCGUCAGAAAAGAUUGCUGAGAGGGACUUAAAUAAUAUGAACAAAUAUAAAGCCAUCAUUAAGAGCACUGGCAAAAAAAAAUGUGUAGAUCCAGCAGUGAUCGCUGGUAUUAUCUCUCGAGAGUCACAUGCUGGAACUCUCCUAAAGGCUGGCUGGGGUGAUAACGGCAAUGCAUUUGGUUUGAUGCAGGUUGAUAAAAAUCACCAUAGUAUUGUUGGACAGUGGAAUGGUGAAGAUCAUCUCCUUGAUGCUACACAAAUCCUUAUCGAUAUGAUUAAGGGAAUCCAGAAAAAAUUCCCCAGAUGGACAAAGGAACAACAGCUGAAAGGUGGGAUUUCUGCCUACAAUGGAGGACUAGGAAAUGUCCGAAGUUAUGUAAAUAUGGAUAGGGGCACGCCCGGCGAUGAUUAUGGCAAUGAUGUCGUUGAACGAGCCAAGUUUUAUAAGAGAAAUGGAUAUUGAAUCUGGGAAUUCUCUUCUUUCAGAUAAAUUGUAGUGCAUAUGAUUAUCAGUCUGAUGUACAUUAGAGAUACUGUAUGUUUGGGGGAAGAUUAAAACCUGUAUCCUGAAAAUCCUUAUUGAUGCAUAUAGGCCCACUGACUGCAGUGGGAAGAAUUGCUUCAAUAAGGGUUUACAGUCUCAGGCACCAGAUUUUUAAAUUCUACAAUCAGUAAACAUUAGUUAUAUGGUAAAUUUAAAACAUUUGGUCUCUAUCUAACCAAGGAAACAUUAACCAGAGUAUUGAUAAUAUCCUAUCCUAUUCUGAUUAUUUCUCUGAUUUAUUAAAGCUGCUCUGUCUAGCUAUUGUUAGUCUUCUACCUUCCCAUUUUUAAUCAUAUAUAUAUUUCAAUAUCUGCUGUUGUCUUAAGAAAUAAAAAGGGAAAAGUAAUCUCUUUGGGGAAGGAAAAAUGUA